Molecule: messenger RNA, 1322 nt
Organism: Parus major (Great Tit)
Lineage: Eukaryota; Metazoa; Chordata; Aves; Passeriformes; Paridae
Gene: CPSF4L
Product: cleavage and polyadenylation specific factor 4 like
Exons: 6
Coding region: 192-1082 (296 amino acids)
Molecular function (GO): metal ion binding; RNA binding
Source: RefSeq, a predicted model, not a curated record
GCUCUGCCUGGGGAGGAGGAAGAGGAGGGUUUUGGAGCACUGCUGGGGUCUGGGGUGGCUGCAGGGACCUCUGGAGUGGGGUGCUCCCUUUGGAGAGAGGUGUUUUCCUUGGGGAGCUGUUCUUCCCUGCCUCUUUCCUCUCCUCCUCCCCUGCCUGUGCCGGGCUGGAGCGGGCUCUUCCCCGAGCAGGGAUGAUGCAGGAGCUGGUGGCUGGUGUGGAGAAGAUCAGGUUUGACUCGGAGGCUGACGUGGAGGAGCUCGGAGCUCGACCCCUGCCCUUCCUGGGGGUGGACAGUGUCCAGGGCCACCCCCAGCCCGGCGGGGCCAAGCCCACGGUGUGCAAACAUUGGCUGCGAGGGCUCUGCAAGAGGGGCGACGGCUGCGGCUUCCUGCACGACUCGGAUGCCAGCAGGAUGCCCGAGUGCUGUUUGUACUCCAAGUUCGGCCAGUGCAGCAACAAGGACUGUCCCUUCCUGCACCUCGAUGGCACCGCCAGCACCGUGGGCUGUCCCUGGUACGACCGAGGCUUCUGCAGGCACGGUCCCCUGUGCAAGUACAAGCACACCAGGAGGGUGAUGUGUGCCAACUACCUGGUGGGCUUCUGCCCCGAGGGACCCAAGUGCAAAUUCGUGCAGAAGCUGGAUAUCCCUGGGGGCUGGUACAGCGGGACCUGGCUGCUGCAGAGGAGAUGGGAGGUGAGGAUGUGCCACCCAAGGAGCCACCUCCCCGUGGCACCCAGCACCUGGCAGCUCCUCUGUGGGACACCAGCCGCUGUCCCCAGAGCCCACAGAGCCUGCUGGAAGGAGGAACCUGCUCCAAGAGCGGAUCAGGCAGUCCCUGUGCCAGUGAGAGCGGGAGGACUCGGCUGGGAAUGCUGCUGGGAGAGUGACUCCAGCGCUGCCACACGGCUCAGGGAAGGAGGACACCACGGAACACGACGGACACGGCACCGGGGCAGCGGCUGGACUAGGAAAGGCAGCAGGGUUUGGCCAGCACCAGCUCACAGUUGGCACAGGCAGCACAGAAAUCACUCCACACCACGGCAGUCACAGCUGGCUGCUCCCCCUGGCACUGCUGGCUGAGGGCAGGCCGGGGCAGCUGCAGCAUUCCCGAGGUUUUCAGGGGUGCCAGGAUCCUGGGCACAGGGGUGAGGAUGUGCUCACCCCUUGGGAAAGGGGCACAAAGCACCACGUUUCACGGCACAACCCAAGCAGGAAAGGAAAAUCCACACAGGUUUUUAUCGCUGGUGAGAGAGUUUUUGGUGCAACACCUCUGACCACGGCACUACUGCACUCUGCAGAAUAAAGAGCUCAGACUUUUAA